AGACAUCUCUGCCAAACUAUAAUUUGAAUAUAAUUAUAAAUUCUGAACGCAUUCAUAAGCUGCGCUCCUGUACACGCAGAGUAAAGUGCAAGAGACUUGAGAGUGCUGCUAUAUUCAACAAAGCGACGUCUAUUAUUAACAUUCGUGUAACGCAACGUAACCUUCCAUGAUGGCAGAUGUUGUGUGAAUGUUUAUUUUUUUUUUAUAAAAUUAUCAAAUGCCCGUUCAAAUCUUGAGGAAAACUGUAAAUAGCUUAUCAAAAACUCUGGUCAUGAAACUGUGAUAAUUAGUAAUCUAUCGGUAGUGGAGCGCGAGCUAUUGAGUAUGUCAAAUGAUAGUGCGAGGACGCGGUAGUAAGAUGCCGUGCGAGAGCUGUGCGGUGCAGUUCAGCGUGUUCCGUCGCAAGCGGGCAUGUUCGGAGUGCGAGCGGUACUACUGCGCGGGCUGCCUGCGGCGCGGCGGCGGCGCUAUGUGCGCUCCUUGCCGGGCGCUCUCGACGCGCCCGCUGGCGCGACCAGCCAUAGCUCAUCUCAAGGUCCGGGACCUGCAGUGCUUCUUGCAGCGCCAGAACGUGUCUACCCGUGGCUGUGUCGAAAAAGAAGAGUUAGUAUCCCUCUGCGUGUCGCACGUGAACAGCACGGCGUACCGACGGCGGGCGCCCCGCACGGAACCCUUCCCGUCCCUCAAAGGCAUCACCAGCAAUAUCAACAACUUCCUCAACUCCACCUUCGACCUCCGACCGCCACCCAGACCUCAGCAGCAGAGGCCACAGCCUAACACCAAUGGCGGCGGGUGCUACAACGCGGCGCACCAGCACGUGCAGAGCCCUGCGCCCGCGCAGGCGCCGCGCCGCGAGCGCUUCACUCCCACGCCAGGCGGUCAGGAGCGCAUCUCCGUACCAGUACCAUCGGCAAAUACUCCUGGGGCAGCGGCUGAAACCGCACACGUGGACACGGCAGACUGUCUCGAGGUCGAAGACUUAGAUGACUCAGGCUGGGAGUUUGUCCGUCGACCCGCCGACCCUCUCCCAAACGAUUCCGAAGUGCUCCUCCUGUCCCCCGGGGCCGGGGCCGGGGCCGGGGCCGGCGCCGGCACGCCGCCGCGCGCCGCGUCGUCGCUGGAGCUGCGCUCGCCCUCGGCCGCCUCGCGCGACGCCGACAGCGCCUCGCUGCAGGACGAGCCCGCGCUCCGCCCGCCCACGCCGCCGCCGCCGCCCGUGUCGCCUCCGAGAACAGAUCACUCCACACCGCGGACACCGACACACCUGCUACCACCCAAGCAGGAUGGGAACGACUCCGACUCUAACACAGGCGGAUCUCAGUCAAUAACCCUCGAUGACCUGAAAGACGUGUCAGCGCUAGACGCCCUGACCGUCCGUCAACUCAAAGAGCUGCUCGUGCGCAACCGCGUGGAGUUCCGCGGCUGCGUCGAGCGGCACGAGCUGCUGCUGCGCGCGCAGCGCCUGUGGCAGGACCACGCCAGAUAUAAGGACGAACUAGAAGCCCUCCCCCUGGAGGAGUGCUGCAAGAUCUGCAUGGCGGCGCCGCUGGAGUGCGUGCUGCUGGAGUGCGGGCACAUCGCGGCGUGCACGCGCUGCGCCCGGCAGCUGGCCGAGUGCCCCAUCUGCCGCCAGUACGUCGUGCGCGCCGUGCGCUUCUUCCGCUCCUGAACCCGCGGCCGGCGCCUGACACCGACACACGAUCCGGACGUCACUAUCGGAACGUCACGUCCUGAAAGACAUAAACCCUACAUCAUUUCCGCUCCGCCACUUCCGUAAUGACAUCAGGAACGUCACGUACGGAAUUAGACAUCCGUUAUCCUUUACGUCCCUUCCGGAAUGUCACGUCCAGGAAGAUACUAUGUGGUCAUCGGUCCUACCCGUCACGUCCUGGUCUUUUCACUCUGAGCGUCACUUCCUCUUUAUGAUAAUUAAUAAUACUCAUAUGCCUGAACAUCAAUAACCACUAACGAGGAAGGGUACCCAACUGUCCGACUCCGAUUUGAUUCAUUUUGAUAUAUGUUAUAGAGUAGUCUAAAAUAACGGACACGUAUUUUUUUUUUAGCUGCCCAAACUCAACCUGUUAGGAGAAAAUGGCCUUCAAAGUACUAAAAAGUUACUAAAUCUUCUAACUCCUAUAGACAGGGAUGCUCAAGCAACUUGCUAGUUAAUGGCUGGUUUGAGUAUAUGUUUGAAAGCAGCAAAAAAUAAUGAGCACGUGUUUUGUUAUAUCUGCUUAAACUCAAGUUUUCCUAAAAAAAUCCACAUUCGAGUUUGGGCAGCUAAAAAAAAAUACGUGUCCGUUAUUUUAGACUACUCUAUAACAUAUAUCAAAAUGAAUCAAAUCGGAGUCGGACAGUUGGGUACCCUUCCUUGUAAGAAGUCAUUUUCUAGGUUUUCAGGAAGAUUUUAUGCAAUCAGCCCCUGAAUACCCGAAAUAUGAAUACCUGGAAGCCUAGCUCUUGAGUUAUGAAGUUAAAACAUAUUAAAGUGGUGUAAUAAAUGACAGGUUAUAACAUCAUCUAUACUUAUAUGUCUCGUCUUAACAUAUGAACCUGACAUGCAUUCAAUCAGCAUCUAUUUGCGUUAUAAAUUCGAAUGACAGAAGAGAAGGGAGUCUUGCCAUUAGAUAUGUAUUUACAAGCGUAACAGCUUUGGAAUUAAAUAGUGAAAAUGUAAUUAUAUAUAUCAAUCCGAGGUUCUAUUUUUUUGAAACUCUCAUCAAACAUCAAUUCAAAAUUUUAUCAACGUUGUAUUUUUCUUAACUCUUUGAGGACCCUGAGGUUUUAAGUUUAGAGGUAAAUUUUUAUUAUCAUUUUUGCUUACCUGAAAUUGGGUCCGUGGGACUCAAGGGGUUGAAUCGCUACUUAAGUACUUAAUAGUACAUUAUACUACACUCUUAGCAUAGUACAAAGAGUGGGGAAGUAGGUUAUCUUCGGAGCGUAGGCGACGGGUCGACAUCUUGUUUGAGUGUGCGAGCGGCGACGUAUAGAAACUGUGGCGCACAUACUCUGAUGACCGGUGUGGCCUAGUGGGUAGUGUCCCUGCCUACGAAGCUGAUGGUCCCGGGUUCAAAUCCUGGUAAGGGCAUUUAUUCGUGUGAUGAGCAUGGAUAUUUGUUCCUGAGUCAUGGAUAUUUUCUAUGUAUUUAAGUAUUUAUAAAUAUUUAUAUAUUAUAUAUAUCGUUGUCUAAUUACCCUCAACACAAGCCUUAUUGGGCUUACUGUGGGACUUAGUCAAUUUGUGUAAUAAUGUCCUAUAAUAUUUAUUUAUUAUUUAUUUAUUUAUAAACAAGCCGCGCACGGUGCGUUUGUAUGAAGAUAACCUACUUCCCCACUCUUUGUACUAUGCUCUUAGUCGAUGCGCUAGAAUUGUAUAAAACAUUCCUUGCAGGUAUGUAGCGGUAAUCGAUUAGGUCACUACACCAAUAAAAAAAUGUCCCAUCAAUUUCACAGUUAACUAUUUGUGAAUCUUAUUUCAACCCAUUAAAGCCUACAUAUGGUCAGUUGUGUUGCUGUUAAUAUCAUUACGAUAUCUCAUACGCUUCGAUUCACUUCCUGACUAUGAAUUAUAUAACGUUGAUCGUUAUUACUGUACACGAUUGUACGUUGCUUAUAUUUUCUUAAAAAAUAGUUAAUAAGUAACAUAAAAUGAAAUAAACAUAGUUCACACGAUUAAUGACCAAAAAAAUGGAAAUAGUUUUUUAGCCCCGAUUUAGUCAUGAUUCCAAUAGGAUAAUGGUUGUAAAUAAUACAUUAUACUCGUAUGAAUUAUAAAACCAUUCUUAAAUGUUAUUUAUAUAAUAAGCAAUGUUUAAAUUUCUAGUUAUAGCCCUGCGACUCAGCUAGCGAAAAGAAUUAUAUAUUAUUAUUUAAAAAAACUUUUUUCCUAUAACACAUCAUUCGGAAUGUAUUCGGUUUACAGAAUCACCUCAAUACCCCUUACAAUAGUUCGUAUAAAUGUAUGACAAUUUAUAACCAGUUACUCCACACAGAAAUAAAAUAGCUGUUAGCUGCGUUAACCUUCUAAUGCACAGCCAUUCAAGAAAAAGAUCCAUAAUUUGCCAGUGAAAUUUGAAGCUAUAGUGUAGGGAAUAGAGUUACUUUCACUUUGUUAAUUGAACGAGAUAAAAACAAAUGCAACUAUAGGGACCGUGCGCAUCGGAAACAUACACAUGUACAUUGACACUUCACGUCAAAACAAGUGCUGCCAUCUACCAUUCUCGUACGCUUUCUUCUGGUUCUGUCAUCUUGUGGGCUACAUUGGAAGCAUAAACUUCACAUUUAAACCUCGCGCCAAACAUCUGACGUCACCUGUGCUGCCCCCUACACACACACACACCCUAUUCCGAUUGAAAACGAUUCAAAAUCCAUAGAACUUAAUAAGUACUAUAUAUUUCGUAUUUUAAGCAUUAGAAAAAGACUACACGAUUUUGACGUGUCUCUUUAUUGAAAAACAUUUUUGAAAAAUGAGUAAAAAAGGGGGUAGAAAGCCGUGAGCCUAAUGAAGUUAAUAUCAGUACUUAUACGCAUUACUCAUAGUCGUUUUGUAAUUUGUAUUACGCAAACACUAUAAAUACAAAUAAUCGGAUAUUUGACUGUUGUAGGAAUAGUGAACGGAAGCUAGUAAACGGAGUCGCAUAACCAUCACCAACAUCUGCCAUCUAAUAUUAAUUUAAACUCACAUACGUUUUUUUUAUAAUAGGGUUGUUUCCAAUUUUUUGAAACGCUCGUAUUACGUUCUAUAUUAACUAAAAGUUGCCCUCAAAAUUCAACUUUAUACUAAAAACGGCUUUAAAUAUGUUAAAUGAACAAAAUAUAUUUUGACGGAUGCUUUCGCGCCCAAAACGCUCUUUGAAAAUUGAGUGACGUCACAGUUUACGGUUUGACACAUAACUACAUACACACGUAGAAGAUACGAGCUGUCAACCGACAUUUGUCAUUUGUUGUCUAUCGCCUAACUGUCAACAGUGUCAAUCCGCGAGUUGUGACGUCAUCAAAAUCUUCAAAGACGUUUCGAGUUUGGUCACGUGACGUGUGCCAAAAGAUAUUUUAAAUUCAAUAUUUACAAAAAUAUGGUCAUUACAGAUCCCCUAAAAGUAGUUUAACAUGUUCUUAUAAUCCAAAAGAAUU
Molecule: messenger RNA, 5130 nt
Organism: Cydia pomonella (codling moth)
Lineage: Eukaryota; Metazoa; Arthropoda; Insecta; Lepidoptera; Tortricidae
Product: E3 ubiquitin-protein ligase rififylin
Exons: 7
Coding region: 332-1669 (445 amino acids)
Biological process (GO): proteasome-mediated ubiquitin-dependent protein catabolic process; protein K48-linked ubiquitination; negative regulation of extrinsic apoptotic signaling pathway via death domain receptors
Cellular component (GO): plasma membrane; cytoplasm
Molecular function (GO): ubiquitin protein ligase activity
Source: RefSeq, a predicted model, not a curated record